CCUCCAGGAAGCGGGCAGUGCUUCUUUGCAACCUUCCCGAUCUGGGCCAUUUCCGCCCCCCCUCCCGCGUCUCACUCCGCAGAAGAGAACGGUCGGCUGGCCAAAUCCUGCCAUUCGCCUCCCCCCCCCUCUCGCCCGGGCGCGCCUCCCAGCUUGAUUCCAGCGAGGCUCCAGCGACUUUAAGACAGGUCUGAAUGCUGAGAUUGGCCUGGGAUCGAAAGCAUGAAUUUCAGGAAGACCACCUAGGAGUGUUGGGAUUUUUCUGCAUAUUGGUCAUGUCUUUACAUCUACAUUUCUUUCUCUGCUGGUUUCUCUUUCCCAGUUGGCUGGGGGCAUCGAUGUUUGCCAUGUGCCAACCGGACUUCCCCCUCCAUCCACAGCUCAAUGAAGCCCAGGAAAAUUCACAGCGGGAUGUGAUCUACUGUAACAAAAAGGACUCCCAUCCAGACAAGAACCUCAACUUUGUGGAUGAGAAGUCCCAUGAUAGCAAUGAAAACUGGAGCCAACCCAUAUCAAAGACGCUGAUGCCAGAGGAAUGGGAACAACUGCAUGACAAUGGGAUAAAGAAGGUAUCUGAGAAUCUGGCCGAUCUAAUAUACCAACAGAAAGCAAAGAAUUGCGCUAGAGACAUUUCUCAGAACCUAAAGUCUGAUGACAACUUCCUGGGCUUGGAGGAGGAAAAGGAAGGAGAAGAGGAGGGCAUCCGUAGACCACCUGAAGGUGCUGAGGUCAGAAGUCCAGAACAAGAGACCAACCACCAGGUGAAGGUAAAGGAAAGAGGGAAUCUGGCUUGCUCCUCUCUAGAAGAUAAUGAUUAUUCCAGCAGUCCUCUAAGUGUUGAUAGCCCUGAGAGUGGUGGCACCAAUGCUUGGAAGAUACCUUCUGUCGCUGAUGAAGACUGGACAUGUAAUGCUGAGCACCAAGCUCCUUAUGGUGAUUUUGACAGCUCUUCCUCUAGUUCUGAGAUCUUCUCCCCAGUACUGGCAGAUGCUUUCAGGACCAUGCAGGAGAGGAAGAAGUUGGAGAAAGAGAAACAUCACGUCCACUUAGUGAUGUAUCGCCGCCUGGCCUUGCUCCGCUGGAUUCGCAGCCUCCAGCAGGCGGUUGCAGACCAGCAAAAUCGACUGCAGGAGAGCUUUGACAUUAUCCUGGACAACCGCAAAGAACUUAUUCGACAUGUCCAGCAAGGCAUGGUGCACACUAAAACCCCAACUUAGGGAGAAUUGUGAAAAACAAGCACCCUUCCAUCUCUUCAUUUCAUAGCUUGGCCUUCCAAAUAAGGGUCAUCAGGAUCACGGUUUGUUUGCAAUUUGCCGCAGUGGACUUUUCUCAUGUUUGAUGUUCCUCCCAGAACACAUCAGAAGGUUAUCAGCCAGUUAAUCAUAGACACUCCAAGGAAUAUUAUUUUAUGUGGACAUAUACUUUUUUUCAAGAUAUUUUCCAGGGUGCAUCGCUUCUGAGUGUGAAUGUACUGUAAAUACAACUUACAGUGAAGUGAAAUGAAAUAAGAGAUGCAGAUGGUACUACAGUGAAGUGAAAUGAAAUAAGAGAUGCAGAUGAGCCUAUAAUCAUGGAGAAAAAAACCAAAAAAAAAAUGUGGACAUAUAGACUUAUAAAAUACUUGCUAAGUAUCUGAGAUGGAAAGAAGCUUGAAGUGAGAACUUUGGGAGUCAGUUAUCAAGUCUUGUGCUACUAAUUGGAUAGAAUGUCAGAUGCUUCAAACCAUGAUACAACUUGCAUGGCAUGACAUCCUUAUGAUACAGAAGAGGUAGUUCUGUGCCACUAUUUCAUAACCACCCCAAACUGCCAAAUUUCUGUUCCUCCUGGCCAUGUCCGUACUCUGUCUUAUUUAUCACCCAUGUUAGCUCCAUCCUUCUUGCUAGGAACAAUGGGUUUUGAGUUGGUUUGCUAUCCAAGCUUUCUAUCCCAGCUCACUUCCUGCUUCCAGGAGCUUACAACUUUUUCAGCCCUUAAAAUUUAAACCUAUCAGUAUGCAAAACAAGAAUCUUGAAACCAAAGAUCUGGAAGGCUUUAGAAUGGGCAGGAUUCUUCUCCCCAACCUUGUAUUUGGGUAAUCUACAUCUGAUUCCUUCUUUGGCCCUCAUCAACUUAUCAAAAUGGGAUGAUGCUGAAUUGAAGCUGAUUUUGUGAACCAAUCAACAUGUGUCCAGAAUGUAACCAACCCACAAUCCAAAUUGUAUCUCCUGUUCUUCAGCUGAUCCUUGAUGUAUGUUGAACCACUUUACAAGGUUUGGAUGUCAACAUAUAAUUCUGUGCCUGGGUUGAUUGAAGAAAAAGGGUCUUGUUCCCUACAUUUUGGGCAGUGACCUCUUUAAAUUAAAAGCAGAAGCAUGUUUCACUUUACUUCCAAAUAAACCAAACUUUUCCAAGGGUGUUUCCACCUUGGAGACCAAAUAAGAUUUUAAACAUAACUGCAUGUAUGUUUCUUUAAAUUUAAAAGAAAAAACAAAAGCAGUAUUGAAUACUGUAACUUUGAAAGUAACACAGUUGUAUGUUAACUUCCAGAAAUUCUUUACCACUGGCUAAAAUUGAAGUCCAGUAGCCUCUUGAAGCCCAUAAAUUUUUGCAUAAGUGAAGAAAUAAUACAGGUACUUCUCAACUUACAACUGUAAUGGAGCCUUAUGGUCGUAAGGGCUCCUAUGUGAUUGACCUAAUUUUAUGACCUUUUCGGUGGCCAUUAAGCAAAUACUGUAGUUGUUAAGUGAACCCAUUAUUCAUUAUGGGCCAGUUUUGCCCCAAUCCAGAAGUAAAUGCCACUUUUUUUUGCAAAAACACAAUAAAUCGCAGUAACUGCAGGAUGCUGCAAAUAGCUAAAUAUGAGCAGCUGCCAAGUGCCUGACAUGCAGUCAUGUGACUAUAUGGGGGGGGCAGCUGUCAGAACUUUGGAACCAAUUUAUAACUUCGGGAGUGUUCAUCAUAACUUUGAAUGGUCACUGAGCAACUGGUUCUAAGUCGAGGACUAUAUGGAAUUGCCUUCUUACAAGAUGCUUUUCCAGCUUCCCAGUUUGGGAUUCCACCCAGGAAAUCCCAAAUUGCAACCCUUCCAUCCAAUCUUUCACUUUUUUUCCCAAGAUCAAGAAGGAAAAAGCUUCAUUCUCCCCUAUGUGGCCUUUUCCCUCUUCUCAAAAUCUUUCCUCCUUAAUCUGUUCAUUCUCUUGGAAAAAAGAGACAUAUAUCCUUGGGCCUCUCAAUUGUACUUCUCAAUAUUAACAUCCCACUGGCCUUUUUUUAAACAAGUGUGCCAUAUUUCCUUGAAUUUUAUUUUUAUAAUUCCUGUCUUCCACACCCAGAAAGGCUACCAAAAUUUAACUAAAUGUCUGUCAGAUUUAUGUGGGUGCAAACAGCUGUUGCAGAAUAUUGUUUCCUGCUUGCAAAGCCUGGCAUAUAUAUAUAU
Molecule: messenger RNA, 3415 nt
Organism: Crotalus tigris (Tiger rattlesnake)
Lineage: Eukaryota; Metazoa; Chordata; Lepidosauria; Squamata; Viperidae
Gene: CUNH1orf216
Product: chromosome unknown C1orf216 homolog
Exons: 2
Coding region: 195-1217 (340 amino acids)
Source: RefSeq, a predicted model, not a curated record